Messenger RNA from Salvia splendens (bonfire salvia), 898 nucleotides. Its product is annotated as transcription factor CSA. Gene Ontology annotation, biological process: regulation of DNA-templated transcription. The transcript has 3 exons. The record is from RefSeq and is a predicted model, not a curated record. Bases 132 to 875 code for a protein of 247 amino acids. NCBI's taxonomy places the organism in Eukaryota, Viridiplantae, Streptophyta, Magnoliopsida, Lamiales, Lamiaceae. Gene Ontology annotation, molecular function: DNA-binding transcription factor activity, RNA polymerase II-specific; RNA polymerase II cis-regulatory region sequence-specific DNA binding. Gene Ontology annotation, cellular component: nucleus.
UUCUCUCCCAUCAGAAGCUCCAUUUUCGUUCGUCAAAGAUGAUCCUGCCAUUACUGUAGCUUUUUUUUAUGUGACAAAACAAAAUUCCUCUAUUUGUUCAAAUAUGGAGAGGGAGAGCUGUAGCUUUAUAUAUGGAAAUGGCGCUUCCAAUUUCUACUCAUCACUCUCCCUCUACUAUGCCGUUUCUCGACAUGAGAAAUCUCUCCAUCACCCACAACAAUAACUGGGGCUUCAUCUCCUCCGACUCCGGCGCCGAUCACCUCAUCGACCUCAACGCCGCCGUUGAAUCCGACGAUCAGGACAUGCAUUCCCACGGCGGCGGAAAAAGCCAUUCCAAGCUCUGCGCUAGAGUCCAUUGGCGCCCCGCCGAGGACACCAAACUCAAGGAGCUCGUCGCCCUCUACGGCCCCCAAAAUUGGAAUCUCAUCGCCAAGAAGUUGGACGGAAGAUCCGGGAAAAGCUGCAGGCUGCGGUGGUUCAACCAGCUGGACCCGAGGAUAAACCGGCGGGCGUUCACGGAGGAGGAGGAGGAGAGGCUGAUGACCGCGCACCGGUUGUACGGAAACAAAUGGGCGAUGAUUGCGCGCCUGUUUCCGGGGAGAACCGACAACGCCGUCAAGAACCAUUGGCAUGUCAUCAUGGCCAGGAAAUACAGAGAGCAAUCCACCGCCCACCGCCGCCGCAAAAUGGGGCAAUUCGUCUUCAACGACCUCCCCUUCCCUCCCACCUAUUGGCCCCCACAAACAUCUCUUUCUUUCUUUCAAGGUGGUGAGGGGAUGCAGAGGACAGACGAAUUGGAGGAGGGGAAUGUGUACAAUGGCGCGGCGGUGAGGGAGGCGGCGUUUAUAGACUUUCUUGGUGUUGGGGGUUUGUGAGACCAUACAAUUUGUCACUUCAC